Suillus clintonianus is the source of this 349-nucleotide messenger RNA. RefSeq lists its product as uncharacterized. NCBI's taxonomy places the organism in Eukaryota, Fungi, Basidiomycota, Agaricomycetes, Boletales, Suillaceae. The transcript has 3 exons. The record is from RefSeq and is a predicted model, not a curated record. The coding region runs from base 25 to 228 and encodes 67 amino acids.
GCGACCACUUUAACAGAAACCAUCAUGGCGACCUGCAGCGGAUGUGCAUGCGCCAGCGAAUGUCCAGCUUGCGGCCCCUCAGGGACCGGCUGUGCUUGUCCAAAGAAUCAAUGUAACUGCCAGAAAUGUGUCAACAGCGCACAUUCUAAAAAGUGCUCUUGCGCUGGUACAGGGGAAAAUUGUGAAUGUAUCAAACAGGGUCAAGCGUGUGCUUGUGAAUCAAAGUGAUUAUCCCUGUUGUUUGAAAUCCGCAGGAUGGCGCGGGCGUUCAAUUACACAUGUAUGCCUAUUUACUCAGUUUCUUAUAAAACCAUUUUUUCUGCUGGGGUAUCGCACCCUUCCAGCGCAC